CCAACAUGGCGUCUACAGUUACUUUGACGCUGCUGUUUAGUUUAGCAUCAUUUUCAAUUCAAAUUAGCUCUUCCAGACUUUUACAUGAGCCUUGUUACAAACCCAUCAGAGACAACAGACCAGACUCUGUCAAGACACAGGCCCGCCCACAUGAGUAUGUGAAGGUGUCGGACCUUCCUCUGUCCUGGGACUGGAGGAACAUCAAGGGGAAGAAUUAUGUGAGCGUCACACGGAACCAGCACAUCCCCCAGUACUGUGGGUCCUGCUGGGCAAUGGGAGCCACCAGUGCGCUAGCUGACCGGAUCAACAUCAAGCGUGGAGGAGCGUGGCCAUCAGCCUACCUGUCAGUCCAGAACGUGAUAGAUUGUGGAGGGGCGGGCUCUUGUUUUGGAGGAGAUGACCUGGGCGUCUACGCCUACGCACACAAGAGAGGCAUUCCUGAUGAAACCUGCAACAAUUACCAAGCCAAAAACCAAAAGUGCGAGCAGUUUAACCAGUGUGGCACAUGCUCCUUCUUUGAGUCAUGUGCUGUUGUGAAGAACUACACUGUGUGGAAAGUGGGCGACUAUGGAAGAGUUUCUGGAAGAGACAAGAUGAAAGCUGAAAUUUACACCAACGGGCCCAUCAGUUGUGCCCUGAUGGCCACCGACGGCCUGGAGGGAUACUCUGGAGGGAUCUUCUCAGAGUUUCACCCGCUCUCUUUGCCGAAUCACAUCGUAUCUGUGGCCGGGUGGGGCGUGGCGGAGGACGGGACCGAGCACUGGAUCGUCAGGAACUCCUGGGGAGAGUUUUGGGGAGAACGUGGCUGGGCGAGAAUAGUCACCAGUGCCUAUAAAGGAGGAAAAGGCAAUUGGUUCAACCUGGGUAUUGAGAAACACUGUGCAUAUGGAGACCCUAUUGUAACAUCGAUGCACUAAUUACACUGAUAGACUCUAGUUUUGUCAUGUUUUUUUUUUAAAUAAAUAAAUGUUUAUCAUUUUGAUCAUAUGGAAAAUUAAAUGAGUAGUACAACAUUUUAGGAACCGUGGUUAUUUAUUUUCUUUUCAGCUAAGUUAAAACCAAAUAAUAAAAUUUACAAUUUGCUGGGAGCAGAAACUUCCUGGACUCUCAGUCCGUUACAAGACCAAGAAAUAGUUUGGCAGACAACUCGCCAAAAAGCGCAUGUUGCUCCUACACUUUGUUUUCGUACAGGAUAAACAAACUAGAGGUAACAUUCAUUAGUGAGCUUUAGAGGACAUGAUAGGUGGAUUUUUCUAUCUUUUGACUAAGGCAGGCUAGCUGCUUCCCUCUGUUUUCAGUCUUUAUGCUAAGCUAAGCUAACCAGCUGCUGGCUCCAACUGCAUCUUUACCGUGCAGACGUGAGAGUCGAUCCUCUCGUCUAACUCUCGGCCAGGUCAGGAACUGGCUUGUUUUCCAAAAUGUUAAAGUAUUCCUUGAAGUUAAAGGAGGAAAACGUAGCUGCAUUUUGAUGUCCGCUGAUGUGUUAAACCUGUAGCUAACGCGUGUAGCUAACACACAUGUAAAACUUUGUUAUUACAGAUGUUUUGUUAAAGUAAAUGCAGUCCCAGAGAUAUCCACUUUCACAAGCUUAACCGCAUUUAGACAAUGAAGUUAAAUAAAUAUUGAAACAAACAAUCAGUAAAUUAUUUCUCACCAGGCUCGAAAAUGCAACCUGGACUGAUAACCUGCUCCUGAAUUCAAUUUAAAGCUCGAAAUGAGUCUCGGGAAAAAAAAAAUCACCAUCUGCAAACCUGCAGGUUGUUCAUUUCAGAACAUUUCUAAUGAAACUAUAUUCCAUUGAACGACAGGCGAGCUGAGUCACUCACUCAAACUCACCUGGCAGGGCUCAGGAAAGCUUACAGUUACAUUUCUUUCCCGACACCCUGCGAAACAUCUGCACGGCAUAACUAAACAGCGUCUAACGAGUGUCUGGAGGCUGACCAGUCAGACGAAUUCAUCAUGACUCGAAUCUGGUCGGACGCAGUGUCACAGAGAAGUGGCAUGCACCUUUACCACCUCCCUUUAACGUGAGCAGGGUCGUUUUUUUUUUUCUCAACGUGCAGACCUGACUCACCUGGAAACGUCGUCUUUGUCGGCUUCAUUUGUUUCGUUAAUGACUGCAUGAAUCAGCGUUUCCUGCAGAUUUGAAGAAAAGAGCCAUUAAGGACAGCAAGGUCACAAAUAAUAACUGCAGCUUGAUGGGUAUUUUAUAGAGUGGCUCCAUUAUUUUUAGACCCAGCUGUUUAAUUAUAUUGCUUUGAAGUUUUGCUUCUCAACCUGAAGGUUUAAACGCUGUUUCAAAGUCUUCUCCACAAAGUCAGGUGUAACAUUCUGGUGGAAAAAUACUUUUUCGUUCAAUGCUGGUGAAUUUCUAUUUUAAUUUUUGUUAACAGACUCCAUGAAAAGCCAACAUUUUCCUGAUGCAUCUUCUCCCUCUGUGCCAUUGAGUUCCAUUGUUGUCCAAAAACUAUUAAAGCACAUCAGUG
This is a messenger RNA of Chelmon rostratus (copperband butterflyfish), 2486 nucleotides long. RefSeq names its product cathepsin Z. The coding region runs from base 6 to 917 and encodes 303 amino acids. NCBI's taxonomy places the organism in Eukaryota, Metazoa, Chordata, Actinopteri, Chaetodontiformes, Chaetodontidae. The record is from RefSeq and is a predicted model, not a curated record. Gene Ontology annotation, cellular component: lysosome. Gene Ontology annotation, molecular function: cysteine-type endopeptidase activity. The transcript has 6 exons.